AUGGCUGAACGGUAUCAAGCGUGGUGUGAACGUAAUGCCGAGCGUGGUGGUGGUGACCGCAGAAAUGCAGGUGCGUAUCAAUGCUUUUCGUCUCUGUGAUCAGGAUGCAAUUUCCCCAGUAUGCAGUUGUCUUCUUAUAAUUUCGCCUCAAUGGACCAAUCCCCAAUUAACCAAAAUUUUGAACCCAACAAGUCUAGACAAAAAUUUCAUCACAGCUUGAAAGAGUAUCACAAAAUUAGUAAUAUUCUAAAGUUUCGUUGCAAAAUGUUGUAAAAUGCGGAUAAUAUAGCCUUGCGAAGUUUGCAAUUUUCAGUCAUUUUUAGAUUACAAACCGGAAAUGGUUACCACUUCUGUGCGUGUACAAAACGACUGAAAUUUACAAACUUCGCAAGGCUAUAUUAUCCGCAUUUUACAACAUUUCGCAACGAAACUUUGGAAUAUUACUAAUUUUGUGAUGCUCUUUCAAGCUGUGAUGAAAUUUUUGUUUAGGCUAGUUAAGAUCAAAAUUUUGGAAAAGUGGUAACCGUUUCCCGCUCGUAAUACAAAAUGACUGAAAAUUGCAAAUUUCGCAAAGCUAUAUUAUCCGCAUUUUACAACAUUUCGCAACGAAACAUUGGAAUGUUACUAAUUUUGUGAUGCUCUUUCAUGGUAUGAUGGAAUUUUGUCUAGACUUAUUGAGAUCAAAAUUUUGGUUAAUUGGGGAUUGAUCCAUUGCAUGAGUGAAGAGUGCUUCCAGUUUGACUUAGCCUGCGUGGCAGGCUCAAUCUGCAACAAUCUCAAGGAAAUUUGAUCACCGCCCACUAAUUACUAUAUAUGAUAAUUUAUUUCCAAUUCAACCAAUCAUAUUCUCUGAAAUUCGUGCGCGUGAUGCAGUGUGAGUAAUGACUAUAAAUAUACUUUAUUACUGUUGUAGUUCAUAGAGUAGCUCGAGAAUACAAACUUUUAAAAAAUUGGCAGUUUAAAUCACUUUUGGAGUAAAUAAAUGUAUUUAAUCGGAUACAUAAUUUGUCAAUCAGUAUUUUAAAAUUGAUCGGGUAUAGCUACUGUAUUAUUUAGAGAAAUACCAACACGUGCAUGGGUUUGUAUCCAUGCUCUUCGACUUGUCAAGGCAGAUACUGUAGCCAAUGAGAAAACCUGCCAAAACAUCUCAACGAUUUCCAGUUGUUCAGUUCUUAGUUUAAAAGCCAAAUUCACAGUACUCUUAAGCGUAUAAACAUUGCGCCAUAGUGAUUUAUGCGUAUUUUACCAAAUUUCCCCGAAAUACCAAAUUUCCUUCACAUUGUUGCAGGCCCAUAUUCAAUGAAGUUUGACUCUACCAAACAGCAUAUGUUUCCUCCGCGUACUCCUGUAGCAAUAUACACUUAAUGUCUGCUCCCGAGGGAAAUAGUUUGUUUUGUUUUCCCGAGAGUCUCAAUGUUUACCGAGACGAAGUCGAGGGAAACAUUGAGAUUCGAGUGAAAACAAAACUAUUUCCCGAGGGAACAGACAUUAAGCGUUUUGUUAUAUGGCGACGAACAAAAAACAACAUUCGUACAGCAAUUGUAUUUCGUGAAAAAAACUCUAUAGUGUGAACGCAAAAGAACUAAUUAUUUUUUUCAGGCGGUGAUGGGUGUUUCAAGUGUGGUGAACUUGGUCAUUUUUCACGUGAGUGCCCCCAAGGCGGGGGAUCGCGAGGGUCACGAGGUGGCAGCAGGGGACGCGGGGGACGACGGGGAUCACGCCGAGGUCGUGGAGGGGGUAUUUCUAUGGAUAUGUGGUGGUGA
Paramuricea clavata is the source of this 1763-nucleotide messenger RNA. Lineage: Eukaryota; Metazoa; Cnidaria; Anthozoa; Malacalcyonacea; Plexauridae. The record is from the annotation of a GenBank genome assembly.